UAUUCGUUUGUUAUCAUGCCAACAGAGUGAAGUGGAGAGAUGCAGUAACAGUAGCUUGAUAGAGAGAGGCAGUGUAGCUAGCUACAGUCCAGGCACCUGCUACGCUAAUUAUCAUAACAGGUAUUUACACUAAAUCAACAUUUUGUUUCGUGCAUCUUAGUUCAUCUGCACAUCCCGGUUGUGAGAUGAACAUGCCAUAGCUACAACAUCUGAAGAUCUAUGAGGCCUUCAGCCAGGAGAGCUCUCCCAUGGAACAGGAAGUGAUGCGCUUAUACUCCUCCUCCCCCCCUCCGCUGGACGACGAAUCAGGGGGAGAGGAGGACGAUGACGAGUUUGGGGAUUUCUCUGGGGGUGUGGCAAUGUCAUCCAACCAGCCGUGCCCCCCCACAACAGACCCCGCCUCCCCGACCCUAUCAACGGUGCACUUUAGUGUUAGUAACUCCUCCUCUUUCUCCGGAACUACCCAUAGCAACGGAAUCUCGAAACAGUUCCGAGCAGCUGACGACCUGAAGAAGCCAUGGGCGCCGGUGGUGGACCAAUCACAGCCCGCUAAUACUGGGACCUCAGAGGUCGGCAGGGUUCGGCCGGGGUUGGAGGUCAAAGGGCAGCCCUGUCAUUGCGACCUCCCUGACCUCCCUCUCACCAAUGGGUUUGUCAAGCGGAAUCACCAGGGGACCAUGUCUGCAGGUCUUGUACCGGCUGGCCUGGGCUCCCCCAGCCAGGAUCAGGGGUUUGCAGACUUCUCUGCGUUCGCCGAGCCAGAGAUGGAGCUGGAACCCUGGUGCUGCGGCUUCACUCACACUCACAGUACGGAGCACAGGAAGGACGGCAGGAUGGAAGGGACAAACCUAACCAACGGUUUCUGCAAUGCACACUCGGUCCAGAAGGACAUAGAGCAGCGGGCCAGAAUAGAGCCUGGCGGGCCUGACUCUCAAUGUUUAGCACAGCAAGGGGACAGGGACUGUACUGGAGUCCAGCAACACUGUGAGCUAAGGGGCCACCCUCAGGACUCUGGCCUCUUAGCCCCCAUAGAGGUGCUCUGUGCUAUGGGUGAGGGGCUGGGGGAGCCUGGAGAGAGGGCACCCAGCAUCAACAGGGAUAGCACGCUUACACAGGACCCAGAACUGGGAGGGAGGAGGGUGGAGGAAGAUAAGGGGAGCGAAACAGAGGACAGUGUCUCUCCUCUCCAGACCACAGUCAGUGGGUCAGUGAGUGAGGAGUUUGCCUCCUCUGGUGAGGCUGUGUCGUCAGACGCUUUGGAGGAGUUUGGGAACUUUGGCGAGAUGGUCUUCACUCCCUCGUCAAUAGGGGAGGAGGAGAAAGAGGAGGUGCAGCGGAGUGACCUCAGGGAGGAGACCGAGACAAAGAUGGUGGAGGAGGAAGAUGAAGAAGAGGACUUUGGAAUCUUCAGGGAUGCUGGAUCCUUCCCUAGCCAGGAGGACUUUGCUGACUUCAACCAAUCGGAGUCCAGGACACAGGAGGGCUUUGGUGACUUUGAACAGGACUAUUCUGAGGACCCAGGUCCGACCCAGGCGUGUGGGGAGGAGGUUGGACAUGGAGACCUUCCCCUCAGUGACAGCUUUGCAGACUUCCACUCUGCUCCCCUGGAGGGGCAGGGUGAGAGGGAGGAGGGCUGGGGGACGUAUGGGGACCAGAGAGGUCUGUCGGAGGGGGAGACCUGGGCAGAGUUUGGAGAGGAGGAUAGAGCCAGGUGGACAGAAGAGGCAGAGGAGAAGAAGUGGGGAGGUGCUGCUGUACAAAGGGACAGUCUGCCGGACUCCCUGUCUAUCCGGCUACAGAGAGUCCUACAGACCAGCUUCCCUGCAGUGGCAGUCCCAGAACUGGAUCAGGAGAGUGAGGAGACUGGGGUGGAGGGGGAGGAGACUGGGGUGGAGGAGGAGGAGACUGCCGUGGAGGAGGAGGAGACGGGGGUGGAGGAGGAGGUGGAGGACAGUGGGGAUGAGGUGUUGAAUGUGCUCAGCCUCAGGGCUCUGCUAGAGACUCUAGACACACAGCCUGAGGAAGAGGAGACGAAGGGGCUCAACCACACUACACACUGGGUUCCCAGGGGCGCGUGGCGGCAGCCUCAGGACCUCCACGAUGCCGUGGGCCUGGGAUUCCAGUGGGGCGGUUCCCAUAGCAACAGGGCCCUGCUCCGCUGUCUGGGGAUGGACACCAGAAACAUGUUGUUCACUGGUCAGAGAAAGCAGCCUGUCAUAGUUCCUGUGUUUGCAGCCAGCCUGGGAAUGUUAGAGCCCACCAAAGAGCCACUGAGACCACCUUCAACUGCGGAGAAGACUGCUGCCACAGCACAAGCACUUCCUGGGUCACAGGAAACCACCACCACCUCGUCAGUACAGCAGGGGGCCCCCCAGCCUUGGUCCCAGUUUGACUGGAGCAGCAGUGGCCUUGGCAUCAACCGUCUGGAUGAGCUAGACAGUGACAUCUGCAGCCGUCCAGCUGACACCCUGAACCACCUCAUGUCUACUAUGGAGAACACCACCACCUCCACCAGGAAACCCCAUAGGGAUGAGGAGGACCAGCUGAGUGAGGAGGCAGCCAGGGUGAUCUGUGGGCUGGCUGACCUGUCCUUCAUGAAGGCUAAGGUCCUAAUGUUCCCCAUCACCCUCACACCAGCCGCUGGCUCUGGUACACUGCUGGAGUGAUGCACACAUGGAUGGAUGCACACACACACAAACACAGAAGACUUGUCCGCUUCAAAGCUAGAUUGAACAUUAAUGCAAAGUCAAAAUGUUGAUAAUGUUGAUGUUGAUCAAAAUGUUGAUCAGUAAUAUGGUGAAAUACAGUGAGGGGAAAAGGUAUUUGAUCCCCUGCUGAUUUUGUACGUUUGCCCACUGACAAAGAAAUGAUCCGUCUAU
Messenger RNA from Oncorhynchus tshawytscha (Chinook salmon), 2879 nucleotides. Its product is annotated as aftiphilin. Gene Ontology annotation, biological process: intracellular transport. Gene Ontology annotation, cellular component: AP-1 adaptor complex; trans-Golgi network membrane. NCBI's taxonomy places the organism in Eukaryota, Metazoa, Chordata, Actinopteri, Salmoniformes, Salmonidae. Bases 249 to 2666 code for a protein of 805 amino acids. Gene Ontology annotation, molecular function: clathrin binding. The record is from RefSeq and is a predicted model, not a curated record. The transcript is spliced from 10 exons.